Sorghum bicolor (sorghum) is the source of this 3266-nucleotide messenger RNA. RefSeq names its product DDT domain-containing protein DDR4. Gene Ontology annotation, cellular component: RSF complex. NCBI's taxonomy places the organism in Eukaryota, Viridiplantae, Streptophyta, Magnoliopsida, Poales, Poaceae. The coding region runs from base 94 to 2412 and encodes 772 amino acids. The transcript has 12 exons. The record is from RefSeq and is a predicted model, not a curated record. Gene Ontology annotation, biological process: regulation of DNA-templated transcription.
GGGCCGCCCGGCUUUCCCAUCCUGCCCCUCUCCUCUCACCUCUACCACGCGGAAUCCCAUUUUUACCCUUCUCACCUCCUCCGCUCCCCUCCCAUGGCCUCCACCUCCGCCUCCCCGCAGCCCCCCGCUUCCCCUUCCCACCCAAACCCUAACCCUAGCCCCGACGCAGAUCUCCGAUCAGAUCGCCCCAUGCCUGACGCGGACGACGCCUCUCCGGCUUCCCCUGAGAAGCGGGAGGAGGAGGAAGAGGAGGAGGCGCCGGGAAAGGCGGCGAAGCGGGCGGCGCCGGCGGCGGAGGCGGAGGCGGAGGAGGAGCAGCAACCGACCCCGCGGAAGACGCGCCUCCCGCGCGCGUGCAACAACAAGCCGAAACCCGCGCCCCCCCCGCCGCCGCCAGAGCGCCCGCGCCGCCGCGCCGCGGCGGCGGGCGGCGGCGGCGGCGGCGCGGACGAGACGCCGCAAUGCCGCGUGGUCACGCCGCUCGUGUCGGAGCCCGAGGCGCCCGCGGAGCUGCCCCGCUGGCAGCUCCGCUGCAUGUGGGAGCUCGGCUCCGUCCUCAACUUCCUCCACGUGUUCCGGCCUCUGCUGAACAUCACUGCGGAGUUCACGGCGGAGGAGCUCGAGGCGGCGCUUAUCACUCCCAACGAAAUUCUAGACGAUGUGCAUAUGCCGCUGCUAAAGUCAAUUCCUCCUGUAACUCGCAUGGCUAUGGGACGUGGAACCUGGGUGACCGUCCUAUGCAGAAAGCUGAAGGAUUGGUGGCAUUGGGUUGCAGAAGGUGAUCUGCCAAUAAUUGCAUCUCAUGGAACUGAAAUUGAAACGUACAAAACACUAGAACCAGCUAUUCGUUUAGUGAUCUUGAAAGCGAUAUGUGAUAUCCGCGUUGAGCAAGAGGAUAUUCGGAUCUUCAUUGACAGUUCCCUUAAGCAUGGACAUGACAUUUCUACUUUUCGUAAAGAACGGAUUGGAGGGGAUUCCCUUGGAAUCUCAUACUGGUAUGAAGAUGAUGAGAUUCUCGGGCAUAGAUUAUAUCGUGAAAUUAGACGAGUAGAACAGGUCAAGAAGGAGCCAGGAAAGAGGUCCAGGGGAAAAGGAGGAUCUUCAGCUAUUUCAGUUGUGUCCUACCAAUGGGAAACUGUUGCGUCCACCUUUGAUGAGUUUGAUGAUGUUGCAGAAAAGCUCUUUUCAAGUCGGAACAGGACAGAGGUAUCACUUGGAAAGAAGUUGAAGAUUGAGUAUCUUCCAGAGAUAGAAAAGAUCCAUAAAAAGAAAGAGAGGUUGCUCAAAAAGCAACAGAGAGAAGCUCUCCUUCUUGAUAGCUACUUGACAUCAGAUGGACUUACCACCGGCCGCUCUCUACGUGAUAGAAAGCCCGUGACUUAUACAUUUGAUGACUAUGAUCGCUCAAUAAAUGAAGCCAUCAAAAUUACAAAGAAAAGAGAGGAGAACUCGGCUGAGCCUGUUGCUCCUACUGCCAAUAGAAGGGCGCUUCCUCCAAGAUCUGAGGCACCAAGCAAUGGGAAGUUAAAUGGUCCCUCACCAACAGCCAAUGACUCAAAUGAUGGGAAUUCUUCAAAGUCAGAUGACUACCAAGACAGCGAUGGUGAACAAGAAAAUGAGGCACUUGAUCGCAGCAACCGGCGAAGGAAAAGAUCUCAGAGAUACACACAAGACUUUGUUGAGGCUGUCUCGGAUAUUGAUCCUAACUUUGAUAGUGAUGAUGAUAUCAUGGGAGAGGCAGUGUAUGAUGAGGAAUACCUGAGAAGUCGCAAACAGAAUAAAGCAUCAAGUGCCUCUGAAGAGGAUGAAGAGUUCCGGUUGGAAGAAGAUGCUGAAGAUGAUGAUGAAGAGGAAUAUUCAUUAAGUAGCAGUGAAGAUUUAGAGGAGCCGCAACCACAACGGCAUAAAAAAUUGGAAACUCGUGGCCGGCGAGGUACCAAGCUGAGAUCUGUUGAUGAAAUCGAAACAGGUCUCAGACGCAGCAAGCGUUCUUCUCGUCCUCGUAUUAACUACCGCCAAUAUGAUUUUUCGGACUCGGAUGCGGAGCCUGGAAAGGCAUGGAAAUCUGAUGCAUCAGAUCCUGAUGCUGGCUCCGAUGCCGAGAAUGAUAUGGAGCUCUCGACAUCGAGUCAAGAGCAAGAGGAAGAAGAGGAUGAUAGUCGUGAUGAAGAAAAUGGUAAUAAUGUGAAUGAUAAAAUGGAGGAGGACCACGCUGUGGCAGAAAAUAAAGUAGAAUCAGAGGAGGAGCAGAAGGAGCAGCCACAACAGCAGCCUGUAGAGAAGAUGGAUGCUCCCAGCAGGGAAAGUAAAAGUGUAGGAAGAACAUUCCUAGAUCUAAACGAGCUUGCACCUGGAGGUGGCUUUGAUGAUGGCCCAAGCUUGACAGUGAAAGAUGACAUGGACAACAUUUAGGAAAUAAUUAUUUUUUGAUACAUUUGAAUGCUGUUGGUCAGUAUUCUGACUUCCAAGCAAGGGCAGAUCAAUGGGCAUGAUGUCCUGCAAUGAAUGGUGCAACUAUAUUUUGGUGGUUUGAGCUGAUGGCUGCUUCAUUGAUUUGCAGUAACAGGAGAGUCAGGUUCCACUGGAAGCGACUUUGAGCUUCUUCGGAGCUAUUUUAUACUUGGAGGCCAUGAGGAGGUAGUUUUGCUUUUGAUUAUGUAUACUACAUGAAGGUCGCAAUCGAUCACAGCUGUGUUGUGGCCAGACUGAUGCUGCAUUGUGGCCGGUCUGUAUGUAGGAUAUAAGUUUAUUGCCUCCAUUUAUUUAGUUUUAGGCAUGGUGAUGUCAAUGAGAGCAUGGAGGGAAACCUGUACACUGAGUGCAGUGUGUCGGCAUUUGCGACCUUUUCCACUUGUAGAUUGUAGCUUUUAAGUCCGUGCAGGAUUAGUUCUGUAUCUAUUAUAUCUGACAGACUGAUUUUUCUGUCACACCUGUGUAGCUGACAUUGAGCUGUCCUUAAAUGCACCGGCAUUGCUUCUCAUUCACCCUAGAUGGAGAAGAUACUGCAUGUAUUCAGCUGAUGUUGUAGCAUAUGGACAUAUCCAUUACACUGAGAGUGGCUGGCCUGGAGAUUGCUAAUUUGCUGUAUGGUUUAUAAAAUCCAGAGUUGUCCUCUGUGCAUAUUGGUUAGCCACAAAAUUAUGCAAUACACAAUCUAGUUCUUCCAAUAGGCAUGGCAAAUUUAUGUGAAAUGUUUGGUGAAUUGGGCUUCAUAUUUGUUGGAGGAUUGUCUGUACAUCACACAAUACUAUUUGCUCCUUGUUUCA